UUCUCAUUUUCUUGGAGAUAUAUUCCAAAGUAUAUUAUGUACAUUAAAGUGUUGGAGUUCCUAAAUAAAAUGGAUAAAUUCAUAGAAAAAUAUAAAAUACUAAAUACUCUUAAGAAGAAAUAAGGAACUUAAAUCAAUUAGAAAUUAGAAAAAUGGAAGCUAAAAUCUCUUCCCCUACUUGCCAAAGAAAAAAAACCCAGGCCCAGUGGUUUUGCAGGUAAGUUUUACCAAACUUUCAAAGAACAGAUGAUUCCUAUAUUUUGUAAAAAGUUCUCCUAGAAAAUGAAAAAAAGAACAAGAGCUACUCGGCUCAUUGUAUUGAAGUUAAUGUAAUCCUGACUCCAUAACUAAAUAAGUAUAAAUAAAAUUAUAAUCUCAUUUCCUUUAUGAAAUAGUUGCAAAAAAUCCUAAACAACAUAUUAACUAAUGAAUUAUCAGUGUAUUUUUAAAGUGAAUUACAAUUGGGUGGGACUUGUAACAGGAAUUCAAGCAACAAUUAUCAUGAAAAAAAUCUAAUAAUAUAACAUAUGAAUAGGGGAAAUAAUUAUUGUCUCAAUACAGAAAAAUCCUUUGAUAAAUUUAGACGCCUAUUUGUAAUUUAAAAAAAUAUAUUGACAAACAAGGAGUAUACUUCCUUAAGCUGGUUAUAUACCAAAAACCUACAGUAAAGAUUCUGCUUAAUGGAGAAAUUGUUGAUACAUUCCACUUAAGAUUGGGUGGAGAAAAAACCACUGCCUAGGGGCCUAGGGUUGUGGCUCAGUGGUAGAGCACUUGCCUAGCACGCAUGAGGCACUGGGUUCUGGGUUUGAUCCUCAGCACCACAUAAAAAAAUUAAAUAAAUAAAUAAAGAUAUUGUGUCCACCUACAACUAAAAAAUAAAUAUUAAAAAAAAACACUGCCUACCAUCACUAUCUCUGGUUAACAGUACUGGAAGCACUGGUCAAUGCUCUAAAGAAAGAAAAAGAAACUAGAAGCAUAAAUUCUAGAAAGGGGAAGAUAAAUGGUCAUUAUUUUAUCUACUUGGAAAAACCAACGGAGUCAACAGAACAUUAAGACGAAAAAGAAAGUUCAGCAAAGUUGCUAGAUUCAAGAUAAAUGUUAAAAAAUUUAAUAGCAUUUCUCCAUAGCAGCCAUAAUCAACUAAAAAUAUAAAGAAUAAGAUAGCAUUUAUACUAGCAACAAAAGCUGUGGGCAAUUUUUUGGUUUACUUAAGAAUACACAGAUGUUCAUGGAGUAAAUUAUGAAACUAAGAGGAUGGAAAUAAAGGAAGAGAACAAGGAGGAAGCUACAGGGCCCUUCAUAACCUCGUUUUGGCUGUUCCACUGGUGCUGUGCUGGUUCUGUUUGUUGGCAGCAAUUCCUGUGUCUGGCCCUAGCUUAGGCGGGAGGGAUUAGACUCUGCAGGUAGAAGAGGAGACUUUGCACACAUAUUUUCAAACACCACUCCUCCUAACAAAAGAAUGUACAUCAAACACUGGAAAGGCUGCAUAUGACAGGGAGAAUAAUGAGAAUGCAAUAGAAGGGAAUGGAAGAAAGGGCGAGAGGGAGGAAGGCUGACUUUUGUAUACCAAAGACAACAGUGUGCCAUGAAUUGAUGUAGAUGUUUAAUUUUCUGCCCUGGAAUGAAAAAAAAAAAUGGCAUUCAUCUUUUCAGUCUCCUUACUAAACAUUUACAUAGCACAUAACCUUAACACACAUCUUUUGGUUUUUGGUGUUUUAUUUUAUUAUAAGUUAUUUAUAUGCAGUGCUGAGAAUCGAACCCAGUGCCUUGCACAUGCCUAUAACCCCAGUCCCCAGGCUGGGAUCUUAUUAUACAUAUUGAUCUACUAUUAGGUUUUCUCAUUUAACAUUGUAUCCUGAGAGUUUUUUCAUGUCACUGUAAAUACAGAGGUUUGUCUGAUUUGUUUUACACAUUAUUCCAUAGUGUGGAUACACCAGGAAUAUAAUUGAUCAAUUUCCUACUGAUGGACAUUCAGGUUAGUUUUACUUAUCUUUCUUUUUUCCUUUCUCUCUGUUGGCUGGAUGGGUCUUUCACUAUAUGAGCAUCCAAAUUUGUACUUUACUUAUAUUGUCUCCCCUGGACUUCAAGACUAAGGGACCAGGAACAUGCAAGAUGGAGUCUGCUGUAGGCAGAGUUUGUUACUUGAGGACAGGCAGGGCCACUGUGGCAGAUUUUCUAUGCUUCAGCUUCCUUCCUCCUACUUAGCCAUAUAAGGGAUGCAACUCUACCAGGGUCCUAGUCUUUGUCUUCCAAGGCCUUCUUGUUUAGCAAAAGGCAGACGUGUGAGUGACCCAUGGGAGGCAGAACAGCAUACAGAGAGGGGAAGCCUCCUGUCUCACUAACUGUGCCCGUUUUUCAUCCUAGCCCACCACUCACUGGAUUUGACACUGGGCAAGUUAUUUCACCUCCCCCAAAUCUUAGUUUCCCUACAUCUAAAAUGACUAUUUUUUUCCUCAUAGGGCUACUCUGAUAAACAACAGGAUUCAUAUAAUGUUCCUGGCACAUAGUGAUCUGUGAACAUUGAGUUUUCAGGAAACUAGCCAAUCAGGUGGGGACACAGGUUCUCUGAGGUUUUAAGUCUUCAUAAAUGAAGAGCAGAGCCCUGAAGAAUGGGCAGCAUUCCCCUGGCAGAGCUGGAGGAAAGCAUUUUAGUGCACAGAAAGGUAGAAGUGAAAGUCCUGAGUUGGGGGCGUGUUUGGGGGUGCGGAGUAGUGUCCUGUGGCUGGCUGGAGGGUCACAUUCAUUAACCAGAGGAGGAAAGGCCUUUCUAGGAUGUAUGCAGGUGGUCUUCUGGCACAGAGGACACAAAUCCAGGACACCUCCAGGGACUUGUGCCUCAAAGCUGAAGCUGCAGAUCCACCACAAGACCACCGUUGGGGUCAGCCAUGACCCCAACCUCAUCUCUUCCCUCAUCCUCCUGCCUUCUUCAGUAUGGGCCUCCUCCCAGGCUUGGCCACUCCCAGCAUUCAGCACCCCCACCCCUCAGCAGGGUUGGGAGGCAGGCGGAGGAUUUUCGCGGGGGCUGUGCUGGGUGGGCAGUUUUCCCAGAGCAAGGAACGAAGCUGGACUGAGUUGGCGCCAGCUUCCUCAGAUGUAGACAUCGCUGGCUGAAUGGCCAGCCUGCCCCAGCGAGCUUGAACCCAAGGACUCCCUCAGGCACUGUGCUCCUGAUCUGAGGGCUGCAGCCCUAUACCUCAGGGGAGUGGCAUGCCACAGAGGGAGGCCAGAGGGGCACCAGCAAUGCCAGGAUUGGGGCAUGGCCGGGCUAAGGCCAAAGCACAGUUGCUGCCAGGCACUAACAAGAAGAAGAGCCGCCUUAGCAGGACAAGGCAGGACCUGUGGGAAGAGCCCAGCUGGAGUGACCAAAGAUGGUGCAGAUCUUCCCCUACCCCUCGAGGGGCCAGAGCUAGAAGCCCGGCUCGUGGCAGGAGUGAGGCCAGUCCUGAGAAUGCAGCACGGGAGCGGAGCCGAGUAAGGACGCUGCGCCAGGCCUUCCUGGCCCUGCAGGCUGCUCUGCCUGCUGUGCCUCCUGACACCAAGCUCUCCAAGUUGGAUGUGCUGGUGCUGGCCACCAGCUACAUUGCUCAUCUCACCCGCACUCUUGGCCAUGAGCUGCCCAGUCCUGCCUGGCCACCCUUCCUGCGUGGACUCCGCCACUUGCACCCUCUCAAGAAGUGGCCCAUGCGAUCUCGUCUCUAUGCUGGAGGUCUGGGAUGCUCUGGCCUCGACUUCACCACAGCCAUUGCCUCCUGCCAAAGAAUGAGGGAUGAAGAGAUGGGGUCUCAAGUCUCUGGAGAGGCAGAUGUUCUCCUUCUUACCAGGCCACCCUCACCAGCUCUUGGUGACAAAUGACUACUGUCACACUCAUCCUGUUCUCCUAGACCAUGCUUAGGAACCUGAGUUUUCUACCAGCACCUACCCAUCUUCUCUCUAACUCUCAGCCAUUGGAUUUGACUCUGGCUCAUCUUCCAAGGUCUAGUCUGCAGACCAAGUGAAGCAGCGGUGGAGAGUUCCCAGGAAGCACAGAAUAGAGAGCCUCACCCUUGGCUCUUCUGUGGCAGCUACAAGGAAGUGGGUGAAGAAUGGGUUUGACUUGGUUCAAAGUCAAGUGAGGCACCAUCCCUCCUUUCUCUCCCCUAAGGCUCCUACAAAUCCUCUGCACACAGGUAGAAGACAAAAAUCAUGGCGCAGGUGCAGAAGGAGGGGCCAGGAUGGCAGCUGCCACAGGUGCUGAUGGGAAAGCCAGGGGGCUUCAUAGGUUCUUGGUAGCUUUAAGUGUGAAAAGACCUGGGCCCGUGUCACAUAGCCAGAGGGAAAACAGAAGAAAGAAAUAUGCUUUUUUAUAUGGCACUGUGAGAUGAUUACCCAACGUCAAAGAGGCAGUGAGGAAUUUAGGAUUCUUGUCUCAGGAUGCUGCGUCUCUCCAGCUGCCCCUCAUCACUACAUUUUCUCCCUCUCUGGGUUUUGCAUCCUUCCACUGUUUCUGUUUUGACAUGAGUUAUAUCUACAGGUUAAGACAUAAAGCUUACAUUGCUUACGUUCCAGUUUCUGGAGAAAGUUUUAGAUAGUCCCAGCUGUUUAGUUUGAGAAGAUCUUAUCCCAGAGGCAACUCUGUCUUAAUGGAACCAGGCAACCAUUCAAGGCCCUGCCUAUGCAGGAUGCUGAUAUGCCCAUUUAAAUCCUCAAAGGACCUUAAAAAAAAGAAUGUGCAUCAACCCCCUUUCCAGGGGUCGAUCCUUACAGUCUCCUCUUUCCAUUAUGUCAGAAACCUUACCUCAAAGGAAAACAAGACAGGUCCAGGGUCAGCGGGUUCCCAGUGCUGUUAUUGUCUGAGGUUUCAUUGACUCUGGAGUUAUUUCUACAAUCAGUCUGUAAAUUAGCUCCCUAGGCCAGAUUCUCCCACAGCCAUCAUCCCACCAGGCUGUCCCUAAGUCCUGUCUUGAGACGCCAGAAAUGUGAUAGCUCUGUAAUGGAAUUCAUCACUGGUCCUGAAGAAAUAUUUUGAAGACUAAUCACAGAGUCUACACACAGAGAUGAACUUUCUAGGUCAGAUGAAGCUUCAAAGCCAGCACCUGAAGUGCAGGCAGGGAAGGAACCAACUUUUUGAUAAAUUUCAGCAUGUAGGCAGACUUAAGUCCCAACAGGGUAUGGUUAGUCGCAAGCCAUCACUGUCCUCAUGAGUGUAAAGGUCUGGGGCAGCUGGGAAGAACUGGGGUCGGUCCUCCACAGAGCUGGCUGGGAGCAGGGAAUAGCGGGCAGGAGUGACUCAGCAAGCUGAGGUGGAGGUAGGAAAGGAGACACAGUACGUCCCAGCCUGAGCCACAUGGGAUGUGGGAGCAGCUGGACUGUGGAGGGGAGCCAUGGGAGGAGGCCUCAGCCAAGGCCGAACACAUAAAUCUGCCUGGAACCCUGUCUCUGCUGAGAAUCCUGCAGAGCUUGUGCAGAGCUGCUUCUGGGCAGCUAGACGGGGCCAGGCAGGGGCAGAGACCAGGUGUGGGAGGGCGAGAGCAGUGUUCUUCACAAGACCAUAAAAGUCCAGCUUGAGUGUUCUAUUUUUAAAGCUGAAUAGCAGCAUCUUCCUGGUUGAGUUGGAGGGGGUAAGAAAGGUCUCCGAUGAAUUUCGUCCUGAAGAGUGGCACACAGUCUCUUUCUGGGCAUGAAGGAACUGACUUUGGAGUUUUAUUCUGGGGUUCCCUGAGACCCUGGAACUUCUAAUAACUGAGUAGACUUUGAUCUGGAGUUUUCCCUGCCCCACCUGGCUCGGACUCAAGCCUUUGCCUCAUAUCAUCAGACUCUGGGUGACCAUGUCACCCUGGUAUAGAAGACAAAGAGGGCAAAGGGAUGAACCUGGUGAGUCUGAAGAAGGGCAGAUUCCAUCAGGACAGUUUCUAAGGCUGUCUCAAGCCCUUUCUAGGCAAAGUUGUUUUCCUUAGUGCCCAGGACAAUCCUUUGUGGUCUGGGGGUCAUCUUCCUCAGCUGGACAACCAACAUAGUCAGGCCAGGGAGCCAAAGGAAUGCUCAGAGGAUGACUGGCCUUGCCCUCCUUGAUGAGAUGAUGCUGGCCUUGAGGCAUGUCAGGUUGCAGACCAGAAUCCAUGAACCACCCAGAACCAGGUGUAGCCCCUUUGCCUCUGCAGCAGAGCAGGUGGUGUUUAUUCUAGGAGCUAGGGAGCAUGGGUGGAUGAAGCGCUAGAGGCAGCAGAGGCAGCUGAGAUCCCCUAACAGCAAAAGUAUGCAGGAAAGAAGCUGCUAUGUUCUAAUAAAACCCACUUGUUUAAGUAUUAUUUGUGGCUGCCUUCCUGAUACCAAAGCAGAGUUGACUAACCCAGACAGACUGAAAAGCCUAAAAUAUUUACUCUCUGUCCCUUACAGAAACAGACUGCUGACCUCUGCUCUAUCAGGUAUCAAAGGUAUCAGGGGUAUUCAAAAUCUGUUCUGGAAACCUUGGGUGGCCAAAUAUAUUUUUAUAUUAUAAGAUGCUAUUUACUGGGCUGGGGUUGUGGUUCAGUGGUAGAGCACUUGCCUGGCAUGUGUGAGGCACUGGGUUCAAUUCUCAGCCCCACAUAUAAAUAAGUAAAGGUCCAUCAACAACUAAGAGCUGGUAAGAGUGGGCAAGGGUGGUGAAGGGACACAUGUAGGAAAGCGAGAGACCCUGGUUGGGUCCCCGCUAAAAGGGAGCCCAGCCAGGCCAGUGGGGGAGCAGGGAGGAGCAUAGUGCAGAGCCGGAGUGGGAUAGGGCAGCAGAAAGGCCAGGCUGAGCUGAGCUGAUCCCUGAGCCAGCCCAGCCUUGUGGAAGGGCAGCUGCUGGGGACAGUCCCUGUUUAGGCACAUGACUAGAAAAAGGAACACUGGAGAGAGGGGAUAGAAAAGGGGAUAGGAGGGGACCUGGGAGGCAAGUGGCAUCUGCAGACAAGAGAAGGGGGUGGGUCAUGUGACAAUGGGUCCCACCUGGCUGUGGCUUCUGCAGCAAAGCCGCUUCCAACAGGACAAGGUCAGGAGGGAGAGAAAUCUCAGCAGCACACGGUAAUGGUCCAAGAUCCAGGGGUUGGCCCUGCGUGCCUCCAAAGGCAAAGGAGCUUGUGAGUGACCUCUGGGGAAUGUUCCAAGGCAGCAAGUCCUCAAAGCAAGUCCUUGGCUGUCCCUUCAGCAGAGGUCUCAGCCCUCUCCCCACCUCUGGGACCUCUGCUGGGAAGCCUGGCUGUUACCUACAACCAAGGGCUCUGAAGGGCAGAGUCCUUCCUCCCCGACUUCAGAGUUCUUGAAAGCCCCCCAGCCCCUCCUCACUGGUGAUCCCCCACCCUCGAUGGUAAGCAGACCCCCCCCUCAAGCUCCCACACCAGCAAGUGGCCUCAAAAAAAAAAAAAACACUAUUGUUCCUGCUUUGUUGAGGGGCCCUCAGUGAGAUAAGACAGAAGAAAUAAAAGAAUAGGUACAAAGGAAACCUAAAAGAAAGGCAAGGACAUAUAAUUUGAAUUUAAAGUUCCAUAUAUUUUCCAGACCUGGCACUUCCCAAAGCAGUCUCUCUAUCUAUAUCAUCCUGAGAAUGACCAGACCACCAUAAGCCCCCUCAAGAUCACCAGACUGAUGUCAUCCCAUGUCUUCCCAUAUGACCUCUCACCAGGUUUAUUUUCUUUCUUUCUUUCUUUUCUUUUCUUUCUUUCUUUCUAAUAUUUUUUAGUUGUAGAUGGAUAUAAUACCUUUACUUUAUUAUUAUUAUUAUUAUUUUUUAAUAAUCGAAUCCAGUGCCUCACAUGUGCUAGGCAAGCACUCUACUACUGAGCUCUUCAACCCCAGCCCCCAGGUUUUCUUUAAAAGGGGAGUUGGUGAUGGCCCACAUUUUCCCUUGAAUGUGUGUUCCUUGCUUUCCUAAAUAAACCUGUGCCUCCAUUGACAUGGG
Messenger RNA from Marmota monax (woodchuck), 7897 nucleotides. It is a transcript of the gene Tcf23, whose product is annotated as transcription factor 23. The transcript has 3 exons. NCBI's taxonomy places the organism in Eukaryota, Metazoa, Chordata, Mammalia, Rodentia, Sciuridae. The record is from RefSeq and is a predicted model, not a curated record. Gene Ontology annotation, molecular function: DNA-binding transcription factor activity, RNA polymerase II-specific; RNA polymerase II transcription regulatory region sequence-specific DNA binding; protein dimerization activity. Gene Ontology annotation, biological process: developmental process; regulation of transcription by RNA polymerase II. The coding region runs from base 3208 to 3852 and encodes 214 amino acids.